GCGGGCGGCUGUGAGCGGCGCUCUGGGCGCGCUGGGCGGGGAGCCGAGCCGGGCCGGCGGCGGGCGGACAGGUCGGGCGCGUGCGGCGCAGGCCGGGCGCCGACGAGUAGGGGCCGCUGGCAGGCACAUGAGGUAACCAGGCUUUGAUGCACCCUCAGGAAGUCUGCGUACUCAAGGAGGCCACCCCCGCCGGCUGCUGCUCACAUGGUGUCUGGGCCCCUGGCACUCCGGUGGUGCCCGUGGGCAGGGCGCAGGGACAUGGGGCCAGACAUGGAGCUGCCCAGCCAUUCAAAACAGCUCCUGCUGCAGCUGAACCAGCAGAGGACCAAGGGCUUCCUGUGUGAUGUCAUCAUCAUGGUGGAGAACUCUAUCUUCCGGGCCCACAAGAAUGUCCUGGCUGCUAGUAGCAUCUACUUCAAGUCCCUGGUCCUGCAUGAUAACCUCAUCAACCUAGAUACAGAUAUGGUUAGUUCCACCGUGUUCCAGCAGAUACUGGACUUCAUCUACACGGGCAAGCUGCUGCCCAGUGACCAGCCAUCUGAGCCCAACUUCAGCACUCUCCUCACUGCUGCCAGCUACCUCCAGCUGCCUGAGUUGGCAGCCCUCUGCCGCCGCAAACUGAAGCGAGCUGGCAAGCCCUUUGGCCCUGGCCGAGUGGGCGCUGCUGGUAUGGGGCGACCAACCCGUAGUCAGCGGCUAUCUACAGCCUCUGUCAUCCAGGCUCGGUAUCCAGGGCUUGUAGAUGGGCGCAAAGGACACCCUGUUCCCCAAGAGGUCCCUCAGGCCAAAGGAUCAGAUGAUGAGCUUUUUCUGGGCAGCUCUACCCAGGAGAGCACACAUGGCCUGGGCCUGGGGGGCUGCCCAGCUGGUGGGGAGAUGGGCCUGGGGGCUUGUAGCAACAGCACCAGUGGGAACAGUGGGGGCUGUGAGCAGGAACUGGGUCUGGAUCUGUCUAAGAAGAGUCCUCCCUUACCUCCUACAACCCCGGGCCCCCACCUCACUCCCGAGGACCCUGCCCAGCUGAGUGACAGCCAGCAUGACUCACCUGCACCCACUUCAGCCUCCACGCUGCCUGUUGGCAACAGUGCCUCAUUUGUUGAGCUAGGGCCCCCUCCUGAUGAGCCCAUGGAUCUGGAAGGGGCUGAAGAAAACCACACGAGUCUGCUGGAAGGACAGGGCGGGCAACCUCGCAAGAGCCUACGGCAUUCAGCCCGCAAAAAAGAUUGGAACAAAAAGGAGUCUGUGUCUGGGUCCCCAUUUGACCGGAGAGAAACUGGGAUUAAGGGUCCCAACCCAGGGGAAGAAGGUGAGGGGCUUGGGGACAGGGUUCCCAAUGGCAUUCUGGCCAGCAGUGUUGGUGGAAGUGGCCCCAGUGGGUCAUAUGGGGAGCCGCCAUACCCCUGCAAGGAAGAAGAGGAGAAUGGCAAAGAUGGGAGCGAGGACAGUGGGCAGAGUGGGAGUGAGGGGGGCAGUGGCCACCCUGGCGCCCACUAUGUGUACCGGCAGGAAGGCUAUGAGACAGUGUCGUAUGGAGACAACCUCUAUGUGUGCAUCCCUUGCGCCAAGGGCUUCCCCAGCUCUGAGCAGCUUAAUGCUCAUGUAGAGACACACACAGAGGAGGAGUUGUUCAUCAAGGAAGAAGGAGCUUAUGAGACCGGCAGUGGGGGUGCAGAGGAGGAGGCUGAGGACCUGUCAACACCUAGUGCAGCCUAUGCAGCUGAGCCCCGUCCUUUCAAGUGCUCAGUCUGUGAGAAGACCUACAAGGACCCGGCCACACUGCGGCAACACGAGAAGACACACUGGUUGACGCGGCCCUUCCCCUGUAACAUCUGUGGCAAGAUGUUCACACAGCGAGGCACUAUGACACGCCACAUGCGGAGCCACUUGGGCCUGAAGCCCUUUGCCUGCGAUGAGUGUGGCAUGCGCUUUACCCGCCAGUACCGCCUCACAGAGCACAUGCGUGUGCACUCAGGUGAGAAACCCUAUGAGUGCCAGCUCUGUGGGGGCAAGUUCACCCAGCAGCGCAACCUCAUCAGCCACCUGCGCAUGCACACCUCCCCUUCCUAGAAGCCAAAGACCCGAGGGAGCCCUCUGCAGACUUGCCACUUGGGAACCCACGGAAGGAGGAGUAAGGAAGCAUGGUGGGAGGGGUUGAACCCCAAAGUCUGGCACGAGGCUCCCGGCAGCUUCUCUGGCCCAGCUUCCCCACACCCAGAGCUUUAAUCAACAGUGUACCAAGGGAAGCUGAGAGGAGAGAAGCUGCCCGGGCCAGCCCUGUGCGUGUGGUGCUGGUGACUAUUCUACCUCCCCGCCCACUUGGCUCCCCAGCUCCCUGAAGGGGCUGCUGAAGAGCUGGUGGGAGCCCAUCAUGUGGUGUCAGUGGGACCUGGUCCCUUACCUGCGGUCUGGGCUGGGGGAGGCACAGGGCUUCCCAUGGUCAAGUGGUGCCUGGAGCAGGCCCUCAGCUGGCAGGGACCUCAACUGUGUGUGUGCAUGUGUGCUUGUAUCUUUGCAGUGCAGUGUGACUCUGGUGUCGGGAAGCUGGUGUUGGGUGGCAGUUCCUUUCUCUUUGAACUGGGGUGGCAACUGCUAGCUGGCACUGGACAGUCAGGGUGACCCCACUGCCUACCUCUCUACAACUAAAGAGCCCUUUGGGCCUGUAAUGCUGUUAUUCCUACUGAGCUGUUCCUAUUUCUUUUUUACAGUUUUUAAAAAUUCUUUUUUAAAACCAAAAUGAACAAUAUUUUCCUCCCGCCUCUUUGGGGAUGAGCCUGGCUCUGCAGACUGAAUGUAACUGGGGCAGCUGCCCCCGCCCUGUCAUUUUCCCUCGUCCUGGUGCUGUGGACAUGGUUGAACCUGUCUCUCCAAGGCCCCAGAAGCCAUUCUUGUGCAAAGGCUUCCCCAGUCCUGAGCCCUGCUUGCCUGGGCUUCCUCAGGAGAAUAGGCUUUUCCCAUAAUUUCCAAGGAAUAUCACUUGAUAGAGGUACUUAUUUUAUUGAGAACCCCCCCCCCACACACACACUCUCAUAUGUUUUUUGAGGUGUUUGAACUGGAAGAUCUGAAGUUUCAGAGGAUGGAGGGGAGGCCAGACUUUGUGCCAGGGCCAUCGGUACUCUUGUUGGUAUGUGCGUGUGUGUGCAUGGCUGUGUGUGUGUUGCUUAUGCACAGACGUUUUGCUUCCUUGCUCACUAAACAAGGUGGAGAGCCUUGUGACCUUUUGCUACCUCUUGAAUUCAAUACCACAGUACUGUUGAGGCUGAGCCACUUGGUUUUGUUUUCCUACAGUAGAAGUAAACUGGGCUUGGGCUGGCCUGAGCCCCUUGUGGGCCUCAGUGUUCUCUGAAGGGAUGAUUGCUCUUCAGGGGAUGCUGUGUGUGGGGCAGGUGCUGGGCACCUGAAUAACAGAAGCCAUGAGAAGGGGCAGCUCCCUGUGUGGGCCUGAGUGAGGUGGAAGUGAGCCGGCCCCAUCCUGUCUUCUCCUGAGCUCUGUGUACCUAAGAAGCUACUGCAGAGUCAGGUGAGGGGCAGCCUCCACUUAGCAAGUACAGGGUCAAACUGUAAGUCAGCCAGCCUCGGGUGCUUGCAUGGGGUCCAGCAAGGGGCAAGGCCAGACCAAGGCUGUCUGUGCUCUGCCACAGAUGAGCCACAGAUCUGGGCCGGUAGGCUUUAUCAUGUUGCUUGAUAGAUACAAUGAAAAUGGCUUUUCAUUUUCCUUUCGAUUUUUUUUUUUACUUCAGACCAAAAAUUGCAGUCACAUUUCCUGCUCCCACCCCUCCAGAGAUCCUCCAGCGUGAUUUCAGGGACCCAGUGAGUGGCAGUGUGAGAGUGAGGGCACCUCUACAUGGUGCCCUUGCACUGACCCGGUUCUUCAUCCUUCACACCUGUAAUCUGUUCUCUGCUCUUGCAGAGACAGAGCAGCUGAGUGAAGAACUGAGCCCCAUUCUACCCAGGGAAGAGGCAGGGCGUGCUGGCCUCUGCUCUCUACCUACCCACCCCACCUUACCCUACCCCACCAGCACUUACGCCACAGGACACAAAGUCUGUCAGGCUGUGGGAAGCCUCAUCUGCUGUGCAGAAAUUCAGGGACUGGGAGCAGAGCCCCUCAGCACGUCUGUGCAACAGAGUAUUGUACCAAGCCUUGUCUGUAUGUUACUGAGAAAGCAAAACACUAGUUUCCUAUUUAAGAUUUUAAGGGUUGUUGGGCUGGGCGGGAUUGACACUUGGUUUGUUUUUCCUUUUCCUUUGUUUCUAUUGGUGCAUGCUUAUGAUUGUGUGUGUGUGUGUGUGUGUGUGUGUGUGUGUGUGUUAAAAGCCUCAAGGAAAUCAGGCCAUAGGAGGCCAAGGUGGCUUACAGUUCUCUUUUAGUCAUUUGAUUCCUGAAUGUUUUGGAGAAACAGGAAACAGAAAAUAGCAGACAUCAUGUAGGAAAAAAAGAUUUAAAAGAAAAAAAAUCAAAAGAAAAAAAGCUCAUACCCAAAUUCACAAAACCUAUUUUUUAAACCAAAGCACAUUUUGAAUGAGUAUGGAACCUCAGUGGGCUCAGAAAAAAAAAGAUACUAAUAUAUUUAUCUCAUUGUUUACAUAAACUUUUACAGUUUCAGACCUCAGCAGCUAUACGGCCAGUCCCAGGGACCUCUUCCCCUCCCUCCUGGGUCCCUCUGCGUUGACCCUUGAGCAGCUCAAGGGCAGAGGCAGCCCUGGGUGCUGGGUAAGGACUAGAAGACCCCUCCCCCCUAGCUUCACCUGAGCCCUAAUCCCCAUUUUGGGGGUCUCUUCAAGCUCAGCUGCCACCAAAGAGCGUGCACCAAGCUGACCAGCCCCCAGGCCGCCUGGCUGCAUCUAAGGGGUGGAUGUCAGCCCUGCCCGUGAGCCUUGUGUUGUUAGUUACUGUGAGAGUCAGUCAAGCCAAAAAGCAGGGAGCUUUAAGAAGCUCAGUGGACUCCAUCAUAUGCAAACCCCACCUCGGGCAGCAGAAGGGUCUGACUUAAGUCUGGUCCUUACCUACAGAUGGUGCGAACACUCUCAACAGUGUUGUUUUUUAUCAAUGUUUGUGCAGUAAUGAAUGUAUUUAUUUCUCAGACUUAGGGCUAGCUGGUGGAAGCAGGCCCAGCUCUGCCAGUGCCCACUCCCACUGGACCGAGCUACUGCAAGGGCUCUUCCAAGAUUGCAAAAAAGGAAAAGAUGAACUUUUGAACAUGUAAGAAUCUCAGACUUGCAGCAUAGCCAUACACCUCAGCCAGUGACUCCUGACCUCACAUGGCCCAGGAACUGUGUUUCCGUCCAUCAACACUGAGGGGAGCCAGGUCCCCACCUGCUGCCCACACUGUCAGUAUUCACUGGACUUCAGGUCCUUGUGCAGGAGUGCGAUCUGCUGAGCUUCAGCAGGCCGACUGCUUGCUGCCUUCCUGAGUAGGGGGAAUCCUGGGCAGCCAGGAGGGCAGGGCUCAGGGAGCAAGUGCUCGGGACGGAGGCAGAAGCCAAGGGACAGGCCUGGAAAGAAUAGACAGGCUCUCAAGCCUUGCUGUGCUCCACUAAAAGGACCAAGGUCUUCCUUUCCCCAGUCACUAUGGGGCCAAUGUUACUGAACCUAUGAAUUGGAUGCCAGGAAUGAGGGCUAGCGAGGGACCCGACCUCAGUCUGACAUUCCAACCCGGGAAGGGUGGAAGCUGUGGAAAUGAGCUGCCCAGGACCCCUUCCUAGGAUGCCUACAGCUUCAGUCACCUUACUUUAACUUUCUACCAGGGACCCCUCCCCCUACCUCACCUUGCUAUUUAUUGCUGUAAUUUAUUGACCUCAAAUGCUGCAUAACAGACCUCACUUGGGUCAGGGAGUUCCCAGGGCCCCCCCCUCCAUUUGGUGGGGCCCCAUGGGGCCAGGUGCUUAAAGGAACCUCCCUGUACCUAACCCAUGACUUGUUUCCUCCAGGGGCCCCAGGUUGGGCCCCAUCCAUCCCAUGUGCAAAUACCUCAGGAGGGAUGGGGUAUAUCUUUUUAUUCAUUUAAUUGGAACUGGAAGAGGGAUCACAUCCUCUGUGCCCUUCCCGGAGUAGGGGAGGGAUGCAGGGAUCGCACUCCUGUACUGGUCACCACUGUUGCCACUUACCACAUUGAGUUUACAUCCCUAAAGAGUCUGGAUGGAUGCAUUCAGGUCAGAAUGAUUUAUUCAGGACUGAUCUCUCCAUUCAAAAGCGUGCAGUCUUAAUGUACAGUAUUGAGAAACUGUUAUUUUAUGAUCUUUUCAUUAAAAGCUUGAUUGAAAACUGGUGU
Microtus oregoni (creeping vole) is the source of this 6266-nucleotide messenger RNA. It is a transcript of the gene Hic2, whose product is annotated as HIC ZBTB transcriptional repressor 2. The record is from RefSeq and is a predicted model, not a curated record. The coding region runs from base 205 to 2067 and encodes 620 amino acids. Gene Ontology annotation, cellular component: nucleus. Gene Ontology annotation, biological process: regulation of transcription by RNA polymerase II. Lineage: Eukaryota; Metazoa; Chordata; Mammalia; Rodentia; Cricetidae. The transcript has 3 exons. Gene Ontology annotation, molecular function: RNA polymerase II cis-regulatory region sequence-specific DNA binding; protein binding; DNA-binding transcription factor activity, RNA polymerase II-specific.